AUGGCAAAGCCAUCCACGUUCAGGCAAGCUGCCGAAGGUGCCAGUCACCACAUCUCUGGUCGAUGUGAGGAAAAUAAAGACAAUGACGAUGAAAAUCUGUCCGACACAAGCGAUGCUGCUGCUGAGAACAUUCAGACAAUCGAUAUCGGCCCUGGUGAGUUUGAUACCUACGCCAUUGCAUACAUAUGCAAAGAACAGACUAUUCGCAUGAAGAAAGCCGUGGAAGAGACCAAAAGCAAACCUUUUCAGGCAACUAAAACGGCGCCCGACAACACUUAUAAUGAUAAUGAUACUGAAACUUCAGCUUUCAAUGCAAAUGACAGCAACAUGCACGCACAAGCCAGGGAUCCGAACCCGACGUACACACAAAAUAUGAACCCUCAACCGAUGGACGCCGAAAACGACGUUAACCCGAAUCCGAUGUACCUGCAAAGCACCAUGGAGCCAAUCGCCAGCCCUGGUCCCGCCAGGAAUCCAAACCCGAUGUACACACCUAACGCUACGAACACUUCUCCGACGCACUCCAGAAACGACGUUAACCCCAAUCCGAUGUACCUGCAAAGCAGCCCUGGGCCCACCUUCAAGUCAAAUAAGAGUGAUGACAAUCCCUGCACCCAGACAUCAGCUGAUACACAUCAGCAAGCCUUCUCCAGGCCAGCGACUAACAACGAUGACAACCAUUGUCUUCAACCAUAUGCUGUAACACGCUGCCAACCAGAUGCAUUUACACAUCAUGAACUUGAUAUUGCUGUUCAAUACGAAGAAGAUGAAACAUUCGGUGAGUCAGCAAACAAUGAUGGCAAUCCCUGCAUCCAACCAUAUGCAGUUACCCACCAAGAAGACCAGGAGCCCUCACUCAACUGUGAUGGUGGCCAGCUGCCAGAUGAGGUCAUUCAACCAUACGCUGUCGCAUACAUGUGCCAGGGUGACUUGGAGCGGAACACAACUUCGGAAGACCUGUCCUCCCAGAAUCAGAAUCAACCAGCGGCGGCUUCGAACAAUGAUGUCCUGCAUGCACUCGAUCCAAAUCCGGCGUACGCUGCCGCAGACAUGUGCCAGGGUGACGUGGAGCGGAACACAGCUUCAGAAGACACUCAAGGAAGCCUGUCCUCCCAGAAUCAACCAGCGGCGGCUUCUAACAGCAUCAAUGACGCCAAUGAUGCCCUACACGCACUCAAUCCAAAUCCGAUGCAUGUGCCAAACGUCCAGCAUCCUGCAGCGCACGAUGAUUAG
Branchiostoma belcheri (Belcher's lancelet) is the source of this 1233-nucleotide messenger RNA. RefSeq lists its product as uncharacterized. The transcript is spliced from 2 exons. NCBI's taxonomy places the organism in Eukaryota, Metazoa, Chordata, Leptocardii, Amphioxiformes, Branchiostomatidae. The record is from RefSeq and is a predicted model, not a curated record. Bases 1 to 1233 code for a protein of 410 amino acids.